This is a messenger RNA of Helobdella robusta, 570 nucleotides long. RefSeq lists its product as hypothetical. The record is from RefSeq and is a predicted model, not a curated record. Bases 1 to 570 code for a protein of 189 amino acids. The transcript has 6 exons. Lineage: Eukaryota; Metazoa; Annelida; Clitellata; Rhynchobdellida; Glossiphoniidae. Gene Ontology annotation, molecular function: calcium ion binding.
AUGGGUAUCAACCACUCAAAAGGAACUUUCACACCUGAAAUCGCUGAAAUUCAGAGAGAAACAGGCUUUACACUUGAACAAAUUUUUCGCCUGCAAAAAAGAUUUUCAACUUAUGAUAGAGACAAUGACAACUUCUUAAGGCGAGAUGAUUUUCUGGUCCAACCAACUUUAGCUACCAACCCACUAAGCAAUUCAAUAAUCAAUCUCAUGUUUUCAGGGGAUGACAAGCCACUUGAUCAAAUCACGUUCAAGCAGUUUACUUUAGUUCUUUCGAGAUUUCUUCCAGAAAAUACGCAAAAUUGUAGCCAUCUCAAUAGCUCAGAAGAAAAGUUGAAAUUUCUCUUCAAAUUAUUUGAUAAAGAUUGCGAUGGCUAUGUCUCUCAAGGAGAUCUUAAUUCAGUUUUGACAAUGCUUAUAGGCUCACAAGUACCGGUAGAACAGUUGGAUAAAAUAGUUGACCAGACAAUAGGUGAAGCUGACAGUGAUCAAGAUGGUAAAGUUUCCUUUUCUGAGUUUUCUAAAAUAAUGGCGAAGGUCGACAUUAAUAAAAAAAUGACGCUUCAUUUUUAA